UGAGAAUUGAGAGUGGAGCGGGAAAGGCACCACCGCCUUUUUAAAAACUGUUCCCAAAAAUUCCCGUUUUCAAAAGCAACUCAACAUCAUUUCAAUUUACUGUUCGCACUUUCCUUCCCUAAUCUUUUUCAAAAAUUUCCAAAGCCCCUCUUUCUCUCUCUCUCUCUCUCUCUCUCUCUCUCUCUCUCUCAACCGACCCUUCAAAUUUAGGGUUUUUCUCAGAGCGUCGAAAUCCGUUCGAUUCUCCGUGGAUUCCGGCGCGAUGCCGAAGUCAGCGAAGCGCGAACGGAUCGCGAGUCGAACCCGAGGCGUUGACGAUGCCGCGCAGCUCAGAGCCGUGAAGCGCGAGAAGGUCAACGCCGGCGACCGAGUGGAUGACGAGUCGUCUCGCCCGAGUGAGCAGGACGCCGUUCGGCGGCGGGCGCUCCGGUCCGACUACCUCGCCGUCAAGAACCUCAUCAGUGAGAAAAGGGAUGAUUUGAUGUGCCCGGAUUCGGAGAAGUUCGGACUUCUCAUCAAUGAAGUCGAGAAAUUGCAUGAGCAAGUUCAGAAGCCAAGGGAACAAGUAGCAGAUGCAGAGGCACUGCUGGACAUAACUAACACAUUGUGGACCUCUGUUAAGUCACAGUCCAGUGCCGGAAUUAGCCCGUCCGACUUUGUUACUGCUUUGCUUAAUGAUUUUAGCCAACCGAGAGGAGGGGAUGACCCUGUCUCAGUUAAUUGGAAGGAAAUUGGGUUGGCUGUUUUGCCCAUUUUCAAGAAUGCUCAUGGGUGUUGCACUAUGCUUGGACCCAUGAGUACUGAGUUGAAGCAAAGGAAGGCAGUGGUUCGCAGUAAACGUGUAAAGCCUACCACAACGGAUCGGCCUGAUGAGAUAGAUGAUACUCAGACGGAAGAGAAAACUGAUACUGACAAGAACAUGUCAACGAUAUUUGACAUUCUAAGAAGGAAAAAGCGGGUUCGACUUGAAGCUUUGAUAUUAAACAGAAACUCUUUUGCGCAGACGGUGGAGAACUUAUUUGCUCUGUCGUUCUUAGUCAAAGAUGGCCGGGUUGAAUUAUCUGUGGAUGCAAAUGGUUUUCAUACUGUUUCACCUAGGAAUGCUCCUUCUGCUGAGGAUGUGGCAUCACGGAAGGUGACUUACCACCAUUUUGUGUUCCGAUUUGAUUACAAGGACUGGAAGGUAAUGAUGGAUAGUUUGCCUGUUGGUGAGGAGCUGAUGCCUCAUAGAUCACCCGCAAACACCAUACCUGCCUCUCAAGAGGAACAAGCAGCAUACGAUUCCCAAACAGCCUUACCCACAACCCCGAUUCGAAAACUCUCCAGAAACCGUGGUCGUGUUGUGCAGGAAGAAUCUAUUGUAGAAGAAUCCCCUGAAAAUGAUGAUGCUACUGGAUCUAACGUCUUUCGCAGGUCUAAGCGCAAGCUUUAAUUCAGAAAUAGAUUUUGCCCCGAUCACUGCCAGUUUUAUGCAGGAUUAUUUUGUUCAGUUACAUGCUGAAUAUCUGUUUGUGUCCAAUAUUGUAUAUUUUGGAUAGGAAGAUUAGAAUUCGAUUUAGAAAUCUGUCGUGCAGUUGCACUAAUUAAGUUAGGUUUUCACACUGCUGUGUGAUCAAUUAUCAGUGUUGACAUUCCGCUACAUUCGGAUUGUAGGAAUGUAUGGCUUCUUGUAUAAUAUGUUCCGUAACAUUUCGACA
Molecule: messenger RNA, 1697 nt
Organism: Pyrus x bretschneideri (Chinese white pear)
Lineage: Eukaryota; Viridiplantae; Streptophyta; Magnoliopsida; Rosales; Rosaceae
Product: non-structural maintenance of chromosomes element 4 homolog A
Exons: 7
Coding region: 263-1432 (389 amino acids)
Biological process (GO): DNA repair
Cellular component (GO): Smc5-Smc6 complex; nucleus
Source: RefSeq, a predicted model, not a curated record